ACUUUAAAUCAAAGAUUGGAAGAAGGCACAGUGGGAGGGUGAGUCUGACAGAACCUUUUCUGUGUCUGCUCAGGUACAGAUUUAAAGGAAUGUGUGGGUUUGCUCCCUGAAAAAAUGAAGAAAAUGCAUGAGGUAGUAUGGAACCAAAAAAACCCCAAACCAUCCUAUGAGAUUCAUUUGUGACUCACUCAUUCCAGCUACAGAUUUUCACGAGUCACAGGUUGCUGCAGCUGUUUGGAAACAGUGAAGUCCCACAGCUCUUUCCAAAACAACUUGUCCAACCUUUUUAAACAUCUAGCAGAGCAAAGAGGGGUUUUUUUUGGUAGCAGUUGUUUUUGCAAAUCUCUUUUUGUUUUACUAAUUUGUCUUAAAUGACAAAUUGGUAGUAAUUGGGAAGCUGGUGUUAGGCAGAGUCUGCAAGACGGGCAUGAGUGAGCAGAGGGUUUUUUUCUCUUGUUAGUGAGAAGUUGCUGAAUGGGCAGAGUGCUUCUUUUGUCAGGUGGUUCUGGUUGGGGAAAUAAUUUUUCUGUCUUGAUUUUUUUUUUUUUUAAUUUUCAUUAGAAAAGAGUUGAGUCCACACUAUUCUUUGGCAGUUUAUUCCUCCACGUGCUUGUCCUUCCAAUGAGACCUUCUAACCUGAGACAUCUUUCCCAAAGCUUACAGGAUUUUCUUCCUUUCCUGUCCCUGAGGCAUGUGAAAUUGAAUUGAUUGCUGAUCAGCAAUAGUCAUUUAUAUCCAUGAAGGAUUAUCAUCUCCUCCCUUGGGCUUCUCCUUUCAAACUUCUUUGCUCUGUUUUCUCAAUGCAUCACAUCUUGUUUAUUGUGUAUUGUCUCUCCAAAUUAUUAUAUUAAGUUGCUUUAUAGCCCUGUUUGAUUCUGAUCCUCUUCUCUGAGAUGCUUACAACCUCCCCUUUACAAACCUGAUAAAUCCUGUCCUCACUGCCUUAUCCACUUUCAUGAUAAUGUUAAAAGGAACAAGUCCUGUCCUUAGGGGAACUCAGUGGAAUGUAUUCCCAGCUGGACAGUGAGUCAUUAAUGACCACUCCAUUCUCACAGACCAUUUGAACAUUGAUGGGACACACACUGUGUGAUUUGAUCCAGGCUUCAACUCACUUGAGAAAGCAGGCAAUGAUGCAUGACUCCAGGACAUGCUGAUCAAGCUGUAUUCCCUUAGAGGAGCUAAAUCCAGAAGGCCUGUGGAGCAAUCACCACUCCAUGCCAACCCUGUGCAAGGCCAGUCUGUCAACAUCACCUGCGUGUUGAAAAGCUCUCCUGAAGAUGAGAAGUUCUACUUGCUCAGGACUCACGUGCAGCCUGGCACAGUUCUGUCUGUGUCAAAGCUCAACGUGUCAGAGGUUUCUCCUGCCUUUGGGAAUCGCUUGGGGUAUUCCAGGGAAGGAAACAGAGCUGUGGUAACUCUGCACAGGCUACAGGAGCAGGACAGUGAUAUCUACAUCUGUGCCCAGGAUGUGAAGGGUUCCCCUCUGCUCUCAGCCAGUGGCACCAUGGUGCUGGUUAAAGAAGUGGAGCAGGCAUGUGAGAAGAGCUCCUGGGAUUUGUAUGUCCUUGUCACAGUGGUGGCUCUGCUGUUCUGUGCCCUGGUGUGCUGCACCUUGUACCGUGUGGAUGUGAAGAAAUAUUUCCAGAGGAAAAAGCCCAAUGUGGUAAAUGUGGUGUAUGAAGACAUGUCCUACAACUCCAGACGGAGCACGCUGGUCAGAAGUAACACCUAUUCCAGAGGUGGAUGAACUUCUGCCAGCUGGACCAUUCCCUCACAGCCAGCUCUGAGAGCUGCUUUAACCACCUGAACUGAAGUUGCUAUCACCUACCUUCUUCAGUGGGUAGAAAAUCUUCAUUUCCAAGGCUGUUUCUACUUUUUUUAAUGGUUUUUUUUUUUUGGUUUUUUUUUUUUUU
Molecule: messenger RNA, 1913 nt
Organism: Taeniopygia guttata (zebra finch)
Lineage: Eukaryota; Metazoa; Chordata; Aves; Passeriformes; Estrildidae
Gene: CD7
Product: CD7 molecule
Biological process (GO): adaptive immune response
Cellular component (GO): membrane
Molecular function (GO): signaling receptor activity
Source: RefSeq, a predicted model, not a curated record